Messenger RNA from Drosophila willistoni, 3662 nucleotides. RefSeq names its product small G protein signaling modulator 1 (gene tbc). Gene Ontology annotation, molecular function: GTPase activator activity. The coding region runs from base 40 to 3546 and encodes 1168 amino acids. The transcript has 8 exons. The record is from RefSeq and is a predicted model, not a curated record. Gene Ontology annotation, biological process: activation of GTPase activity. NCBI's taxonomy places the organism in Eukaryota, Metazoa, Arthropoda, Insecta, Diptera, Drosophilidae.
GUGUAGGGAAAGAGAAAAGGCAGAAAAGUAAAAGUUGAAAUGAAAAUGGUGCAAACCACUGCAGAUGGCAGCAUGGACUACAAGGAGCGACUGAUAGCGAGCGUUAAGAAGGAGGUUAAACAGCUUAUGGAGGAGGCGGUGACCAAGAAAUAUGUACACGAGGAGAGCAGCUCGGUGACCUCGCUGUGCGGUGCUGUUGAGGCAUGUCUCAGUCAAGGAUUACGACGCCGGGCAUUGGGUCUAUUUAAGACCUCAUCGACUACGGCAUUACUGCACAAGAUAGCUAAAAUGUGCCCUGAAGCGGAGCACAUAAGCAAAAUGGUACAACAAAUCGAGGCAAAUGAUCCGAAUAAGCGUUCCUCAUCGAGCAGUGAAAGCUUCAAUAGGCCACCCAUGCUGAAGAAGAGCAGUAGCAAUUCCAUGUCUACUAGCUCCGCCACCACGGGAGUGGGAACGGGGGCGACAGUAACCACUACAUCCACUACAUCGGUCUCAAUUAGUGCCAGCAAUUCGAGUUUAUCCUUGGCUGGCAUGAAAUAUCUGUGGAUACGUCUGGCUCUUUAUGAGAAGCGUCUGACCAAGAUCAUUGAGUAUCUGGUGAGCAAUGCCAGCAGCUAUUAUGAUCGCGACUCAUUGGUGGCCGAUCCCGAUUAUGGUUCCAUAUUGAGCUCCCUGCUAGUGGGUCCUUGUGCUCUGGAAUUCACACGUGCCAAGACGGCCGAUCAUUAUUGGACAGAUCCACAUGCGGAUGAGUUGGUGCAACGUCAUCGCAUUAGCUCCUGUCGCCGCUCCUCUUCGACCUGCUCCCGACCGCCGAUAAUCAAUUUUAAGCGCAGUCUCAACACCAGCUCCGAUGAGGCCAGCAGCUGUUCGUUCAAAUCAAUGGCCUCGGUAUCGGUGGCCAAGGAUUAUGUCGAGUCACUGCAUCAGAAUGCCAAGGCCACUCUGCUCUAUGGCAAGAAUAAUGUACAUGUUCUGCCCAAAGAUGUGGCCGAGCCAAUGCCGGGUUAUUUGAGUCUGCAUCAGCACAUACAAACCUUGACAAUCAAAUGGACUCCGAAUCAAUUGAUGAACGGUUACAACGAAUCCCAACAGCAGCAGCAGCAGCAGCAGCAGCACCAGCAGCAAUCCCAGCAAUCCCAGGAGGAGCUGGAUGACAUCGAUAAGGAUGCAUUUUGGGCAUAUGCCCUCAAUAUCAAUGUCGAUGACAUUGUCUAUGUGCAUUGCCAUCAAAGUCGGGGCGAGGACAGCGGCGGAACGGUCAUCUUGGUGGGUCAGGAUGGUGUCCAAAGGCCACCCAUACAUUUUCCCGAAGGUGGCCACAUGCAGCAGUUCUUGAGUUGCCUGGAGACGGGUCUGUUGCCACAUGGCCAACUGGACCCACCGCUGUGGUCACAGCGUGGCAUUGGCAAGAUGUUCCUUUGGCCAAAGAGUAUGCGGCGACGCAUAUUGCCAUCGGUUAUGGAAUCCGUGGACGAGACACCCAUCGAUUAUGUCUUUCGCAUUGUGAGCAAGAGUCGUCACGAGGAAUUUGCUGCCACCCAUUCCAUACUCGAUUUCGUGCGCAGCACUCCGCGUCGCGCUCAACUGAGCAGCUGUUCGACAACUGGCAGCAGUGACUGUUCGAACAAGAGCCUCUCGAUCGAUCAAUAUCCCUUGGAGUCGCCGCAUUUGCUGCAACAGCAGCAUGCCCAGAACACUAGCAUCGAGAUGGUCUGCUCUACCAUGCGUCGCCAGAUAAUAUCGCGAGCCUUUUACGGCUGGUUGGCCUAUUGUCGUCAUCUAUCCACAGUGCGUACCCACUUGUCGGGCCUGGUGCACGGCCGUAUCACACCAGAAAUGAAAGCCGAUGAGGAGGGCCUGACCAAAGAGCGCUGGCUCCAAUUGAAUGCGAAUGGGAUUUUGGAAAAUGCUACCGAAUUCUAUCGCCUGGUUUACUUUGGCGGUGUCCAGCCGGAGUUGCGUCAAGAGGUGUGGCCCUAUCUGUUGGGCCACUAUGCCUUCGGUUCGACCGCCGAGGAGCGCCAGAAGCAGGAUGAGACCUGCAAGCACUACUACGAGACAACCAUGAGUGAAUGGCUGGCAGUGGAUGCCAUUGUCCAGCAGAGGGAAAAGGAGAAAACAGCCAGGGCAGUGGCCAAACUCAGUUCGGGCAGUAAUAGUGGCAAUGAGAGAACUGUACGAGCAGCGGAUGUCGAUGGCAUUGGCAGUGGGCCAGGUGGGGAACUGGAGAAUGAAGUAUUUGAGGAUAUAUCGGAUAUAUCAGAUCCCGGAGAUCUUGAAUUCGACGAUGAGCAGCAACAGCAACAGCAACAACAGAAACAACAACAAAAGGAACUGCUAGCGCAGCAGCAACAACAGGAGAAUCCAAUUAGCUCAAUGCAUUUGAGUGUGAAGCCCAUCCCCAGAGCCAUGAAAACGAGCACAGAUUCGGGUCAUGUGGACGAGGGUGAAGGUUUGGAUGAUUUGGAUCUGGAUGAGGAGACGCAACCGCCUCCCCUACCCAGGCAGCAGGACAAGGAACAGCCACCCAGUUGCUCAACAUCGUCAUCCUAUGAGACAGUGGGCGGAGGAUUACCGGGUGCACCUCCAGUUGCCAGUAUCUUGAGUCCCGAAUAUCUAAGUGCAGAUGAUUUGCCAUCUCAGUUGGCCGAAGACGACAACGAGACCGAAACUGAGGCCAAAGUCGUCAUCAUAACCAAUGCCUCUGUGGACUUGGCCACCAAUUGGGUUGAUCGUGGUCCUAAAGCGCCAUCGACAAGUGACCAAAUAUUGCCUCCUCUCGCCGAACAACCUCCAGCCGAGGGAGGCAAUCUGGAUGCACCCAAAUCAGCUUGCGCCUCACCAGCUAGCUCCAAUGGUGGUGUCUAUAGUAGCGAACUGUUGGAACAAUUUGGCCUCAAUUUGCAUCGCAUCGAGAAGGAUGUGCAGCGUUGUGAUCGCAAUUAUUGGUAUUUUGCCAACGAGAAUCUCGACAAGCUGCGAAACGUCAUCUCCACCUAUGUGUGGGAGCAUCUGGAUGUGGGUUAUAUGCAGGGCAUGUGUGAUCUCGUUGCCCCCCUCCUAGUCAUCUUCGAUGAUGAGGCAAUGAGCUACAGUUGCUUCUGUAAGCUCAUGGAGCGUAUGAUUGAGAAUUUUCCCAGUGGUGGUGCCAUGGAUAUGCAUUUUGCCAAUAUGCGCUCUCUAAUACAAAUUCUCGACUCGGAAAUGUAUGAUCUGAUGGACUCGAAUGGCGAUUAUACGCAUUUCUAUUUCUGCUAUCGCUGGUUCCUAUUGGACUUUAAGCGCGAAUUGGUCUACGAUGAUGUCUUUGCCACCUGGGAGGUAAUUUGGGCAGCCAAACACAUAGCCUCGGCCAAUUUUGUUCUAUUCCUGGCAUUGGCUCUAUUGGAAACCUAUCGCGAUAUAAUUCUAUCGAAUAGCAUGGACUUUACCGAUGUCAUUAAGUUUUUCAAUGAAAUGGCCGAACGUCAUAAUGCCCAGGCCGUGUUACAAUUGGCAAGGAGUUUGGUGCUGCAAUUGCAAAUGAUCAUAGAAAAUAAAUAGACAAUGGACAAUUUUGAUUUGCCAAAUGAAGCAGAAUGAAAUGAUAAGGAGGAAUAGUUAAAAUAAAACACAAAGCAUACAAUAAAUAGUAAAAUAGUUACAUUUAUUCAAUAUCU